Messenger RNA from Dromaius novaehollandiae (emu), 10138 nucleotides. Its product is annotated as unconventional myosin-Vb. The transcript has 39 exons. Gene Ontology annotation, cellular component: cytoplasm; actin cytoskeleton; vesicle. Gene Ontology annotation, molecular function: microfilament motor activity; ATP binding; actin filament binding. Bases 62 to 5530 code for a protein of 1822 amino acids. The record is from RefSeq and is a predicted model, not a curated record. Gene Ontology annotation, biological process: actin filament organization; vesicle transport along actin filament. NCBI's taxonomy places the organism in Eukaryota, Metazoa, Chordata, Aves, Casuariiformes, Dromaiidae.
CCGCCGCCCCCCCCCCCCCCCCCCCAUGCGCCCCGCCGCGCCCUAGCGCCCGCGCUCCGCGAUGUCCGCGGCCCAGCUCUACACGCAGUACACUCGGGUUUGGAUUCCCGACCCUGAUGAAGUUUGGAAAUCAGCAGAAAUAAUCAAGGAUUACCGCGAGGGAGAUAAAAGCCUGCGUCUGAAGCUCGAAGAUGAAACUAUCUUUGAGUAUCCCGUUGACCUCCAUGGGAACGAGCUGCCUUUCCUGCGCAAUCCCGAUAUCCUGGUGGGAGAGAAUGACCUGACGGCCCUGAGCUACCUGCACGAGCCUGCGGUCCUCCACAACCUCAAAGUGAGGUUCCUUGAGUCCAACCACAUCUACACGUACUGCGGUAUUGUGCUUGUUGCCAUCAAUCCCUACGAGCAGCUGCCAAUCUACGAACAAGAUGUCAUCUACGCCUACAGCGGCCAAAACAUGGGGGACAUGGAUCCUCACAUCUUCGCGGUGGCUGAAGAAGCCUAUAAGCAGAUGGCCAGGGACGAGAAGAACCAGUCCAUCAUCGUGAGCGGCGAGUCGGGCGCUGGCAAGACCGUCUCCGCCAAGUACGCCAUGCGCUUCUUCGCCACCGUCGGGGGCUCCGCCAGCGAGACCAACAUCGAAGCCAAAGUCCUUGCCUCGAGCCCCAUUAUGGAGGCAAUUGGAAAUGCUAAAACAACAAGGAAUGACAACAGCAGCCGCUUUGGGAAAUACAUUCAGAUCGGCUUCGAUAAAAGAUACCAUAUCAUUGGUGCCAACAUGAGGACCUAUCUGUUGGAAAAAUCAAGAGUUGUGUUCCAGGCGGAGGACGAGAGGAACUACCACAUCUUCUAUCAGCUUUGUGCCUCAGCAAGUCUUCCAGAAUUUAAAGACCUUGCACUAACGUGUGCCGAAGACUUCUUCUACGCUUCGCAGGGAGGCGACGUGUCCAUCGAGGGUGUGGAUGAUGCCGAGGACCUGGAGAAGACCAGGCACGCCUUCGCCCUGCUCGGAGUGAAGGAGUCCCACCAGACCACCAUCUUCAGGAUAAUCGCUGCCAUUCUGCACCUGGGCAACCUGGACAUCCAAGCCGAACGCGAUGGAGAUGCCUGUAGCAUAUCGAGCGCGGACGAGCACCUGAACACCUUCUGCGGCUUGCUGGGUGUGGAGCACAGCCAGAUGCAGCACUGGCUCUGCCACCGGAAGCUGGUCACCACGGCCGAGACCUACGUGAAGAGCAUGUCCCUUCAGCAGGUGCUCAACGCCAGGGACGCCCUGGCCAAGCACAUCUACGCCCAGCUCUUCAACUGGAUCGUGCAGCACAUCAACAAAGCCCUGCACACCACCGUCAAGCAGCACUCCUUCAUCGGGGUGCUCGAUAUCUACGGGUUCGAAACUUUUGAAGUAAAUAGCUUUGAACAGUUUUGUAUCAACUACGCCAACGAAAAGCUCCAGCAGCAGUUCAACUCGCACGUGUUCAAGCUGGAACAAGAGGAGUAUAUGAAGGAAGAAAUCCCGUGGACUCUCAUAGACUUCUAUGAUAACCAGCCCUGCAUAGACCUUAUAGAAGCAAAACUUGGUAUCUUGGACUUGCUGGAUGAAGAGUGCAAGGUUCCCAAAGGAACCGACCACAACUGGGCGCAGAAGCUGUACGACCGGCACGCUGGCAGCCAGCACUUCCAGAAGCCCCGCAUGUCCAACACCUCCUUCAUCGUCGUGCACUUUGCAGACAAGGUGGAGUACCAGUGCGAGGGCUUUCUCGAGAAAAACAGGGACACCGUGUACGAAGAGCAGAUCAACAUCCUGAAAGCCAGCAAGUACCAGAUGGUCGCGGACUUGUUCCAAGACGAGAAGGAUUCUGCGCCUGCCGCUUCCGUGGGCAAGGGGACCUCCAAGAUCAACGUCCGUUCCGCCAAGCCGGUCAUCAAAGCGGCCAACAAGGAGCACAAGAAGACGGUGGGGCACCAGUUCAGGAACUCCCUGCAUUUGCUUAUGGAGACGCUGAAUGCCACCACCCCGCACUACGUGCGCUGCAUCAAGCCAAAUGACGAGAAGCUCCCGUUCACAUUUGAUCCGAAGAGAGCGGUCCAGCAGCUCAGAGCCUGUGGCGUGCUGGAGACCAUCCGCAUCAGCGCAGCUGGCUUCCCGUCCAGGUGGUCCUACCAUGACUUCUUCAAUAGAUACCGUGUUCUUAUGAAGAAGAGAGACGUCUCCAAGAAUGACAAGAAGCAGAUAUGCCGGACCCUGUUGGAAGACCUCAUCAAGGAUCCAGACAAGUUCCAGUUUGGACGUACCAAGAUCUUUUUCCGUGCAGGCCAGGUGGCAUAUCUGGAGAAACUGCGAGCAGAUAAGUUCAGAGCUGCCACCAUCAUGAUUCAGAAGACAGUGCGGGGCUGGCUGCAGAGAGUCAAGUACCAAAGGCUGAAGGGGGCCGCGAUAGUAAUCCAGCGUUACGCCCGUGGGCACCUGGCUCGCAGGCUUGCAGAGCACCUGCGGAGAACGCGAGCGGCCACGGUCUUCCAGAAGCAAUACCGAAUGCUGAGGAUCCGCCGAGCUUUCCAGCGGGUCCGCAACGCCACCGUCACCAUCCAGGCUUUCGCUCGAGGCAUGUUUGUCAGGAGAGUUUAUCGCAAGAUGCUUGUAGAGCACAAAGCAACCAUCCUCCAGAAGUAUGUUCGCGCCUGGCUGGCCCGUACUCGCUUCCUCCGGAUGAGGAGGGCCACCAUCGUCCUGCAGUGCUACUACCGGCGCAUGAAGGCCCGGCAGGAGCUGAAGGCACUGAAGAUCGAGGCCCGAUCCGCCCAGCACCUGAAGAAACUCAACAUUGGCAUGGAGAACAAGGUGGUCCAGCUUCAGAGGAAGAUCGAUGAGCAGAACAAGGAGUACAAACUCCUGAACGAGCAGCUCUCCACGCUCGCCUCUGCCCACUCGUCCGAAGUGGAAAAGCUGAAGAAGGAACUGGAGCAGUAUCAGCAGUGUCACCGGGGCAAUGGGAACCAGCUCGUUAGCUUGCAGGAAGAGAUGGAGAGCCUCCGCCUGGAGCUCGAGAAGGCCCAUGGUGAAAGGAAGGUGGUGGAGGACAGCUACGUGAAGGAGAAGGACCUGCUCAGAAAGCGCAUAUCGGACCUGGAGGAGGAGAACGCGCUCCUGAAGCAGGAGAAGGAGGAGCUGAACCGCAGGAUCCUCUGUCAGUCCCGAGAUGAAUUUGCACAAAACACGGUGGAGGAAAAUCUCCAGAUGAAGAAGGAGCUGGAAGAAGAGAGGUCUCGGUAUCAGAACCUGGUGAAAGAGUAUUCGAGGCUGGAGCAGAGAUACGACAACCUGAGGGAUGAAAUUACUAUUAUAAAGCAAACUCCGGGGCACAGGAGAAACCCGUCCAACCAAAGCAGCUUGGAGUCCGACUCCAACUACCCGUCGAUAUCGACCUCCGAGCUGGGGGACACCGAGGAUGUAAUUCAGCAAGUGGAGGAGGCUGGGAUGGAGAAAGCAGCCAUGGACAUGACGCUCUUCCUCAAGCUGCAGAAGCGAGUGAGGGAGCUCGAGCAGGAGAGGAAGAAACUGCAGACCCAACUGGAGAAAAAGGAGCAGGAAGGCAAGAAAGCUCAGGAAAUCGAGACGAAGACUGAAAUAGCUUCGGACCGUGAAGAUUUUGCAUACAACAGCCUGAAGAGGCAAGAGCUGGAAUCGGAGAACAAGAAACUGAAAAACGAACUGAAUGAGCUGAGGAAGGCUAUUGCGGAGCGGGCCACCCAGAACAAUUCCUCCAACGACAUCCAAGACAGCUACAGCCUCUUGCUGAACCAGCUGAAGUCAGCCAACGAGGAGCUGGAAGUGCGGAAAGAAGAGGUCCUUAUCCUGAGGACGCAGAUCAUGAAGGCAGCCCAGCAAAAAGAGAUGGGCAAAAAUAUGGAAGCAAGCAUGAACACCCAUGCCAGCUGGCCCAACAGCGACAAGCACAUGGAUCAAGAGGACGCAAUCGAGGCUUACCAAGGGAUGUGCGAGACGAACCGGCUGCUGGAAGCACAGCUCCAGGACCAGCGGAGAGAGCACGAGGAGGAGGUCGAAACUCUGAAGAACCAAGUAGAGGCAAUGAAGGAGGAGAUGGAGAAACAGCAGCAGGCCUUCUUGCAGACCCUGCAGCUAUCUCCGGAGGCCCAGGUGGAGUUUGGGCUUCAGCAAGAAAUUACGCGCCUCACCAACGAGAAUCUGGAUCUCAAAGAGUUACUAGAAAAGUUGGAAAAGAAUGAAAAGAAGCUGAAGAAGCAGCUAAAGAUUUAUAUGAAGAAGGUCCAAGAUUUUGAAGCAUCCCAAGCGAUGGUACAGACGGAGAGGAGGCAGCACGAGCUCAACCGGCAGGUCGCAGUCCAGAGGAAGGAGAAAGAUUUCCAGGGAAUGCUGGAGUAUUACAAAGAGGACGAGCCGCUUCUUGUGCGAAACCUCGUCACAGAUCUGAAGCCGCAGACGGUGUCUGCCACCGUCCCUUGCCUCCCCGCCUACAUCCUCUACAUGUGCAUCAGGCACGCGGACUACAUCAACGAUGACCAGAAAGUGCACUCCUUGCUCACCUCCACCAUCAACGGCAUUAAGAAAGUGUUGAAGAAGCACAACGAGGACUUCCAGAUGACGUCGUUUUGGCUGGCUAACACGUGUCGCCUCCUGCACUGCUUAAAGCAAUACAGCGGAGAUGCGGGUUUUAUGACACAAAACACCGCCAAGCAGAAUGAGCACUGUCUCAAGAACUUCGACCUGACCGAGUACCGCCAGGUGCUGAGCGAUCUCUCCAUCCAGAUCUAUCAGCAGCUCAUUAAGAUAGCAGAGGGCAUAUUGCAGCCCAUGAUAGUGUCGGCAAUGUUGGAAAAUGAGAGCAUCCAGGGGCUUUCCGGCGUGAAGCCAAUGGGCUACAGGAAUCGCUCCUCCAGCAUGGCAGACAGCGACAGCUCGUACAGCUUGGACGCAGUCAUCCGCCAGAUGAACGCCUUCUACAAUAUCAUGUGCGAUCAGGGCCUGGACCCAGAGAUCAUCCAGCAGGUCUUCAAGCAGCUCUUCUACAUGAUCAACGCGGUCACCCUCAACAACCUCCUGCUGCGGAAGGACGUCUGCUCGUGGAGCACUGGCAUGCAGCUAAGGUUUAACAUAAGCCAGCUAGAGGAGUGGCUGCGCGGGAAGAACUUGCAGCAGAGCGGAGCGGCGCAGACGUUGGAGCCCUUGAUUCAGGCAGCGCAGCUCCUGCAGCUGAAGAAGAAGACCUCCGAGGACGCCGAGGCCAUCUGCUCCUUGUGUACCUCGCUCACUACCCAGCAGAUUGUAAAAAUACUUAAUCUCUACACUCCUGUGAAUGAGUUUGAAGAACGUGUUACAGUAGCUUUCAUACGAAACAUACAGGCACACUUGCAAGAGCGAAAUGACCCUCCGCAGCUGCUGUUAGACUUCAAGUAUAUGUUCCCAGUUUUGUUUCCAUUCAACCCAUCCUCCAUCACUAUGGACUCUAUUCAUCUCCCUGCUUCUCUCAACUUGGAAUUUCUCAAUAAAGUCUGAAGAAAAUAUAAUUAAGUCCAUCAAGUCCAUCUCUCAUACCCAGAGACCUCCAGCAAAAAAAGAGAAAUCAAAAAAGGAAUUAAGGAGCUCUUUAAAUGUGGACCAAAUAAGUUUAUGGAAGAACCAAUACACAGUAAUAAAUGGACUGUACAGUAAAAAAAGAGACUGAUCUGUAUGUGAUUUUUUUUUUUGGUAAUUUAUAGCUCAGAAUAAGGAUACUUGAAAUACAAUUUUCUUUCUUUUUUUUUUUUUUUUUUUUUACUGCUUGAUUUUAUGCUGACAUAGUUCAAAGCCCAUAUUAAUCUCCAAAAGCUGCUAACAGAAAAGAAUGAUUAGUGGGAGACAGCUUACUUUGAUCUUCAUAGGUGACUAUGAAGGAAUGACAAUUAAAAAUCUAAGACAAAAUCCUAGACAUUUAUGCUGCCUUCAAGGACGUACAAUUUGUCUAAUAACUAGGUGGUCUGUAUAUAUUAAUAAUGGAGAUAUGCAAUUCUGCCUAUUGUUCUUGCUAGUAACUGUAUCGCAAUAGUUCAGAAAUUAAAUUGCAGAAGGUACAAGUAUGUGUUUAUCAUGCAGGUUAAGGUAACAGGCUUGAACAAUGCUCGUUUCCACUGAUACGGAAUUUGUCAUGAAUCUUCAGUUUCAGAAAUGCUGUUUCUCUCCUUACUUCAUACAGUGCAUCUCUUAUUUACAUGCUACAGGGAAUUCAAAUAAACUGGCGAUUUGGACUUUCUUCCAUUACGAAAUUUGUAUUAGUGACUUGCAAAGAUUUCGUCCGAAUGACGUGAGCUUGAGAGAAGGGACUGCCGUAAGCCUCCUGCUUCUAGUACAGGCAAGUGCCAUCCGGACCGCUGUUGCCAGCUCUCCCUGUGCUUUUAGAAGUCAAACACUCUCAUGCCAUGGCAAAAGGGUUGCUGAGUAUGAGAUAAGAAGUUGUUUCCUUGCUUUUACGUAGCCAGUAUUGGAAGCUUAUGCCUAAGUAAGUCAGACAAGUGCAACCCAGUUUAAUAAUCACAUCCCCAGUCCUUCUUCCUUCAGUGGAUUCAUCCUAGCCGUAGCCCAGGACUAGGAAACGAAAACUCUGUUCAACUCAACAGCCAUCAGAAAGCUUGCCAAAUACUGGGCUUAGAUAAAUGAGGAAUACUUUAAAAAGAAAAAAAAGUUCAAAAGCAAAAGGGAACAGCUAAGCAAUGAAAUGGUUUAACAUGAAAAAUCAUCAGCUAAUGUGUUAGUAACAUAAGCCUUUUUUAAUUCCAAUUCUUUUAUCUACAACAACCUCAAACUAAGAAAUCCAAUUUAUCCAAAUUCUGGCUGCUAGGACUUUUAUUUACGUAACCAGUAUACUAAACAAGCCUUCUGACCUCACCAGCUGGGCAUUACAAGGGGCCAGCUACUCCCAAAAGCAGUAAUUGAUUUUUCUCAAUACUUAGCACACUACAUUUAAUCCCUGCAGUCACUGCAGAAAACCACUAUGCUUGCUGGGACGGAAAAAAAAAGACUGUUUCCAAGGGUGGAUGAGGCUGUACAACAGUCCUGUGCAUGAUGCCGUUGUGGUAGGUCUGCACGUUGGGACUGUGCCGUUACUCGUCGUGCUCCAGUGCCAUGGCAAAGGCCCCCGCGUCUUAUAACCGGGGGCAUUUUGGCCUCUCUGCUUCCAUAAUGAUCUUGUCUACGCAGAUCUUAACUCACUUGCUGCUGUGGUUGUGGUCCUGGUCAUCUCAGUGCUUCCGUGAUGAUUAAGAGCUUUCGGAAAACCUCCCUGCAUCUUUCGGGCUACUUUUAGUUGGUGUAAAUCAUAUCCGCGCAGCAAAUUAAUGAGUAGGUAUCUAGUCGGCUCAGAGUAUUAAAGCAGGAUGUAAAGGCUCUUGAAGAUGCACGACACUAAAAAACCACCGUGCUGCAGUCACCUUUUUAGGUAGUGUGUGUUUUGAUUUAAACAUCAUGUAUAUAAUCUAUGUAUAUACAAACUGUAAUAGUCCUGUAUGUACUAUAUAUGUAUAUUACUAUCCAAAAGCACAUUUUUAAAGAAAAAGUUGAGUGCUGUUAAGAAUUGUAUCGGUCUAUGCUUGAAGGUAAAUGCUUUGUUUCAAAUGGAGGACGAGGAUUUAGUACUGCUCUUACCAGUGAAGAACAGAGUUAAGGCCAUUCCCUAGGGAGCAGUUAUCUUUUCCUCUAACCAUUACCCAACUAAUUAUAAAAGAAAACUUAUUGCUUGUACAGUACCAGCACUACCUCCAAACUACAGUCCUUGAGCGUCUGCAUCUACCGUGCGUUUUCAGUAGUGCCUUCAUCUCCCCUUCAGGUGCAGGAAGGAUAACACCACCAUAGUGCUGCCCGCACCCAGCAAGCACCUACUCUUCUGUCACUUGCUCAUCUACAAUACUUUUAUUUAUUGUACCUACCUCUUUUCACCUCUUGCAAAUGAAUGUUUUUUGCAAUGCUCUGAAUUUAAUUUUCCAGUUAAAUCUUAUCCCUUUUUUCCAUGCAAUGGUAGUUGUCACAGAACAAAACAGAAGUAAUUUUCAAAUUUAGUCUUUACGCAAUGUGGUUAUAACGCAGUGCUAUUUCUCAGAAUUCGUCUUAGGCCAGCAGUUCCCUCUCAGGCUCUUCAGGUCUCUACCUCUCUCCCUUGUAAAUUAUUCAGUGUACAAUUCCCAGCAGACUGAUUAAACCACUGCUUAUCAGUCAGACUAAAUGACAGGUUGCUGCAGAAUCCUCUUCCGCAAUGAUUUUGUUGCUGGUCACAGUUACAAAAUGUGGUUAAUGCUACUCUAGGGAGUAAUGGUCUUUCACUGGAGUUUUCAGGAUCAUAAUUUAUAUGUAUAGCAAAGAGACUGUCUUAAAAACGGUUAGUAUGUAUAGAUAGGAGCUGGGAUUUAAUGUCUUGAUCUGCAAUGAUGUAGCUUGUCCAUUAAACUCCAUCUGGAAGAGGACUCUGUAUUAAAUAUCUUUAAUAUAUGUAGUUUUCUCUGUUGGCAAUUUUUUAAAUUUGUUUUUAAUUUUGUUAAAUUGCUAUGCUCAAGCAUGCCUUUCUCUGCUCGGAUUGGCACUUCUUUAUUUAAGGAGCAAAUUUAACACAAAGCAUGGCUUUGAGAAAGCUGGCUGCUUUCCAGAUGUCUUUAUUUUUAAAUAUUGAUUAUUAAGUUCAACGUUUUCUCAUUGUGUGCCUUUAGCUGUUACUAAGGUAACUGACUUCUCAACACUGUUUCUGAAACAAGUGUUAAACUGCAGGAAUAUUUAUGUUGUUCCGCCAUGAAAAUUUGUCUGCGGAUGCAGAAGUCUGCGUAUAAAAUCUGGCUGCGAGAAGGUCUGCAAGAGCGUUCUGAAAUUGCUAGAAAGAAAGCAUUAGUGACCCAUGUUGGUUUUUGCAUGUAUAAUGUAUCUCAGAAAAGUAGGAUUGGGAAUCCUAAUCUCCAUGGGAAUGAAUACAAGACGUAAAUCCUCCACCCCUACCCCAAGACAAACAAAACCAAACCAUGCACCUCCUCAAAGGCGACUUCAUGCAUGUAUUCUGUGCAUCUGAAGAGCGUCCAGGACAACAUUCACGUUUUGUUUUCACUGAUUUUUUUUUUUUGGGGGGGGGGGGGGGGCAGUUCUGUAGCUGAGGUUGCUGAUCUUCCAGCUGGUAAAGUUGUAGUAGUUGACUGUAGAAAAGAAAAUUAGGCCUUAGGAGUGAAUUUAUGCAAUCCUGUGUGAUUAACGUUUUUGCUCGUACAACUUAUUUCCCUGAUCUAAUAAGACUUCUUGCAUGAGCGCCAUAAUAACGAGAGGUGGGCCUGUUGCAGUGUUUAAGCAUGCAGAGUCAGCUACCUUUCCUGAUGCUAUAGCUUAAAAACAUGCAAGCGGGGAGAACCCAGUUGCAUCACUGAAAUCACGGUGUAGGUAACGUCCACAAAUUGCAGGUCAGAUUUUCAAAGGGAUUCACAAAAAGAUAAAUGUAGGAAGGACGCACUUGAAACAGCAGGUCAUUUUCCUCCCUUUUCACUAGUAAUCUCACUAGAUUGUGCAAAUUCAUUCUUUCAAUUUAAUGUGUUUAACUGCAAAAUUAAUGCUUCAGGAUUGCAUAUAAACGUGGCAACCUAACUAAAAUGAUUUGCAUGAGUUGCCACAAACCUUUUCCUCCAGCUUUGAUUCACAUGUAUUAAUCCUAAACAAUUCUUUCCCUCAUAAAAUUUUAGCAAUGUGAAUGUUGAAUAAAACAGUCCAUAGAACAUAUUCCCCAAUGAGCAUACAAUUUAUUCUGAAAUAUAAGUGCCAACGAACAAAGACUGUCAAAUUAAGUUGAAAUAAGAAUUGAAAUUAUCCAAAAAUGUGCUGUAACAGUGCAAUGUCUGAUGUUUUGUUUUUUUGGUUUGGGUUUUUCUCGGGUUUGUGAAGUCUCAUUACCUUGACCAGCAGAAGGUAGAGCUGCUCUAAAAGAAGCUGAAUGAUAUACAGGAGCGAAUGCUGUAGAUGAAAUACUACUGCUUAUAAAAUAUUUUUUUCCAUUUUGAACAAAUCUGUAAACUACACCUUUGUUUAUAGGAAAAUGCUUGUAAUAGUCACUGUAAUAUUUGGCUGUGGAUAAAACAAAAAUUUGUGAAAUAAACACUUUUGAAGAAAUCAUGA